This is a messenger RNA of Prunus mume (Japanese apricot), 2108 nucleotides long. The record is from RefSeq and is a predicted model, not a curated record. Lineage: Eukaryota; Viridiplantae; Streptophyta; Magnoliopsida; Rosales; Rosaceae.
AUGCAACCUCUCCUCCAUAUGAUCAUCUUGUUGUUAUGGCGCACAAGUCGAGCAGCGGCAUCAUCAUCAGAUCAAUUAGCACCAAUAGCAAAGCCUAACUGCGAAUCGCAUUGCGGAGAUGUUAGCAUCCCAUACCCUUUUGGGAUUGGUCCCAGCAGCAAUUGUUACUUGUACGAUUGGUUUGAAAUUGAGUGUGACAACUCCACCAGCCCUCCCAAGCCUUUCUUGAGGCUUGCCAAGCUAGAGGUGCUCGAUAUUUCUAUUGAUGGCAUGCUUCGGGUUAACAACCCUGUUACUUUCCUCUACGGAGGAAGAGGAAUUCGCAAAGUAUUGCUAAAUUUGACGGGAAGUCCUUUCGUGUACUCAAAGUACAAUAGACUCACUGCAGUCAGUUGUGGCAUCUUUUUGGCGGUAAUGUCAGAUGAGACUCUUGUUGGUGGGUGCAUGUCAACUUGUGAUAAGGAUCAUUCUCGUAGAGAGAAUUACGGAUGUAUUGGUAUUAACUGUUGCCAGACUACCCUUCCCUCAAACCUCAGUGUCAUCACCAUUGAGUUGCAGCCAGAAUCUGAAAUGGGAAUGCGAAUGCAAACACGAAGAGGAACGAGAAUGGAUGACUACAACUAUGCCUUCAUUGUUGACCAAGAAUGGUUUGAGAAUAACUCAGACGUCAAGGACAAGGGCAGCGUUCCUGUGGUGCUAGAAUGGAGCUUAAGCUUAGACAAUAUGAAUAAUAUAGAUGAAUGCAAAGGCCCUAUUAAUCGGUGUGAGAUUGAUAAUUUGGGUGUCACAAAUACAUGUGAGAAUUAUGUUGGAGGUCAUAGAUGCUACUCAAUUGAAACUGGUCUUGGCUUGAUUCUUGGGCUUUUGCUCCUACUUAUAUAUGUGUACAAACGUAUACACAAAAGGAAAAAGAUUAAACGCAAGGAAAUGUUUUUCAAACGAAAUGGUGGUUUAUUGUUGGAGCAACAAUUAUCAUCAAAUAAAGGUAAUGUAGAGAGAAUCAAGUUGUUCAAAUCCAAGGAGUUAGAGAGGUCCACCCAUAAUUUUAAAAUUAAUAGAAUUCUCGGUCAUGGAGGCCAAGGUACUGUUUACAAAGGCAUGUUGGCAGAUGGAAGACUCGUUGCUAUAAAGAAGUCUAAAAUAGUGGAUGAAGGCAAACUUUCAGAAUUCAUUAAUGAGGUUGUGAUCCUUUCACAAAUUAACCACAGGAAUGUGGUUAAAAUAUUGGGAUGUUGUUUGGAGACUGAAGUUCCUAUUUUGGUUUAUGAAUUCAUACCCAACGGAACCCUUGCUGAGUAUAUCCAAGGGCAAGUUGAGGAGGUUCCACUUACAUGGGAGAUGCGGUUACGAAUUGCCACAGAAAUUGCAGGAGCUCUUUCCUACUUACAUGGUGCAGCUUCCUUUCCCAUUUUCCACAGGGACAUCAAAUCAACAAACAUACUUUUGGAUGAAAAAUACAGAGCAAAAGUUGCUGAUUUUGGAACUUCACGAUCAGUUUCCAUUGACCAAACUCACCUGACAACACUUGUUAAUGGUACAUUUGGUUACUUGGACCCGGAAUACUUCCAUUCAAAUCGAUUUACAGAUAAAAGUGAUGUGUAUAGCUUUGGAGUAGUCCUUGUUGAGCUCUUAACUGGACGAAAACCCGCCGUUUGUGCAGUAACAAGUUCAGAAGAAGAUGAAUAUAGAAGUCUUGCCGCACAUUUCAUUAUUUCGAUGCAAGAAGAUCGUCUAUUUGAUAUUGUUGAGGCUCGAAUUUUGAAGGAGGGCUCUAAAACAGGGAUCAAUGAGUUUGCUAACCUUGCAGGAAGAUGCCUAAAUGUGAAUGGGAGGAAUCGUCCUACAAUGAGAGAGGUCACUACCGAGUUGGAGGCCAUCCAAAAGUCAGAAACAACUUAUAAUGGUGCUCAACCGAACUAUGAAAGGGUGUAAUUUGUUGAAAAUGAAUCACUUGAGCAGCAGAAGAAAGUUGUUUCAAUUCAACACGGUCAGGUUCGGACAUGUUGAUAGUAUGGAAACUUGAGUUGCAUUGGAGAAUGGAAACUUUGCAUUAGUGCUUAAAAAAUAUCUUGAGUUGGAUGCUCGCAUUCUAUCUUCAUCACUACUUG